Messenger RNA from Eriocheir sinensis (Chinese mitten crab), 6373 nucleotides. RefSeq names its product post-GPI attachment to proteins factor 6-like. NCBI's taxonomy places the organism in Eukaryota, Metazoa, Arthropoda, Malacostraca, Decapoda, Varunidae. The record is from RefSeq and is a predicted model, not a curated record. Gene Ontology annotation, cellular component: plasma membrane. The transcript is spliced from 15 exons. The coding region runs from base 753 to 3248 and encodes 831 amino acids.
GCACUGAUCUCUAUCAUUACCUUUACUUAUAUAGCCUACAACACUGAGUACUUUUAAUUAAUACCUGUGUGGGCGAGAUAUACCUGAGUGAGACACCUGUGACAUGACAUGAACACAUAUACGGUACAUAAAUAAAAAUCGUGACCUGUUAAAAUGAAUGUAGGAAAACUAGGGGCCCGGGGAAAACCAUCUUGCAAUAUCCUAAUCGUGAUAAUGACGUAAUUAACAUAUAUAAAAGUGAAUAUUAACCCUCAGUACCAUUGCUUAAUAUCCGUGAGUGAGAUACUGUACGUGACGUGACUUACACACGUACGGUCCAAAUAUCAAACUCUGCCCUGUUAAAACCAUCUCACAAUAACCAAACCGUGAAAAUGACGUGAAUUAACAUAUAUAAAAGUGAAGUACCUUUGAUUAAUACCCGUGAAAUACCUGUACGUGACAUGACUUAGACACGUACGGUCCAAAUAUCAAACUCUGCCCUGUUAAAACCAUCUCACAAUAACCAAACCGUGAACAUUACGUGAAUAACCACCUGGAAAAGUGAAUAUUAAUGCCAGUAAUGAAGAGCUAUUGAUCAUGCGCCUGUGUCCCCCCCUCAAUGUGGUCAAAAAUCUCUUGGGCCACCACAGAGAACGGUCACAGGAUGCCACCUGCUAACUUAUAAUACACUGCUAAACUAUCAUUAUGGUGCUACUUCCCUUAGUGAGUGUGGCUUCUCUAGGCCUAUAGCACCAUUAUAAGGGCUCAGGGUGAUGUGUGGAGGCGUGUGGGUGUCCUGGGGCAGCCUCUUGGUCUUGGUAUGGGUGGUGGGUCAUGCAGGUCAAUUAGCGGCCUGCACACCCACCUCCACCUCCUUCACCUCCACCUCCACCUUCUUCGCCUCCUCCACCUCCACCUCACAGCCACACUCCACCACUACACAUAAAGAAGGAACUGUGAGGGAGGUGCUGGCAGGGAGGCAGGUCUACAGCUAUCGCUCGUACAAAGAUGUUCAGAUCUUCCACUUCUCAGUCCCCCCUCAUGUAUCGCUGUCGGUGUACAAUUUCACUGCCAAUGACUCCCUGGCAUGUGAACCUCGCAACAUCACUAUUUUUCUUCAAGCCCAUAGCUACCCUGUCAUCAACCCAGAUGGAGCCAUGUAUCCACCUGGACUCUGGGUGAAUCGCUCCAGGAUGUACGAGGCUCACCUGCGAUCUGACCUAAAACCUGCUUUGCUAUCCGUCCAUUACCCUGUGGCUGGUGAUUGGUUCAUGGUUGCCUUCAUUGAUGAGGCAUCUAAUCGAAUUACUCAAGCAGGGUUGUUUCCGUCAUGCCACUCUUGGCUGCAGGCAACGGCGACCCACCAGCAACAAGGGGAUGUUACAACUAUUGUGCCUGAGAUUCACUCCUACCAAGACAUUCAGCUCUUACAGAAGAUUAAGGACUUACACUACUACAGGUUUUAUGUGCCAUCAUCAGCCUGGGUGGUGGCGGUAAUCAUCAGCAAUUGUAUGGAUGUUGAAAAUAACACCGUGUCCUGCCCCAUUGAUGUUGCCUUUAGAGCUCGAGCACUGCCAGACACUGAAUCCAUAGAGACAGUGUUCCACACAUGUUCUAAUGGAGCAGCCGAAGACUCAUGUACAGCGGAGUUCAUCCCGGAGGAGGAAGCUUGGCAUUACCUUCAACUUACAACAAGCAUAGAAGCUCAGCUCACUAUAGCUGUUAGACUUCAUUGUUGUGAUGACGUGAGGGACAGCAAUCAUCUCUUAGGCAAGGAGAAUUUAGACCAAGUGUUCCCAGAGGAGUCCAGCGCCCUCCUUGAUGGUACAGCUUUCACUAUGUUCAACAAUGAUUCAGAGUUCAUCAAUGCCAGCAUCCCCCAAGAUGACAAUGAACAGCCAGGACAUAUCAUUGUAGUGCCUGCAACCAAACCCAAUCACAAUGCUGCAGGGAGCUGUUGGCCAAGACACAACUUAGUUAAAAAGACAUUCGGUGGAAACUUCGUCUUUGAGUACGAUCUGCCACCGAAUGAGAAUGGUUCCGUUCCUCUGUUGUUGGACAUCAGCAAUAGGUCGCCAACAAUCCUCACCUUUAAUCUCGAGUCAGUCACUGAUAUCGGAGGAACCCUUGUAGUUGAGCUGGCUAUUUCCCCUUUUAUAAACAGUAACAUGACUCAGAAUAUCAGUAUUUCUGGAUGCAUCACCCUGGGCAUAAGAGAAGAGCCUGACGAGGAAGGAGAGUGCGCACGGGGCCAUCAGGUAUUAGUGAACACGUCCAGCCACUUCACCAAGGGCCUGAGUGUCUCCAUCCCCUUCCCUGAGCCUGGCAUGUGGUACCUCACCCUCAAGCCAUGGUGCUACUUAUUGAAUGCAAGUGAGUCGGUGGAGUGCAGCGAGGCAGACACUUCCAUACUUUUUCACAUCUCGUCUGCCUCGUGCCUGGAUGGGAAGUGUGGGACGUACGGCUCCUGCUACCAGUACAUAUCUGGAGGCUUCAUUUUCUCCACUUGUGUGUGUGAUGCAGGUUAUCGGGGCUGGGGGUGUACAGACGACUCUCAGGCCACACCCAACUGGGAGCUCCUUCUGUCCACCCUGCUGCUCACCCUCUCAAACCUCUUCUUCCUGCCGGCCGUCAUCCUGGCACUGAGGCGGAGGUACUUUGCUGAGGCGCUAGUGUAUGCCUUCACCAUGGUCUUCUCCACGUUUUAUCAUGCGUGUGACCAAGAGGCGUACGUCUUCUGCCUGAUGCGGCUGAGCGUGAUGCAGUUCUGUGACUUCUACUCGGCCAUAUUCUCCUUCUGGGUCACGCUCAUCGCAAUGGCAGGCCUUCCUCACUCUCUCUACUCCCUUCUACAUGUAGCGGGGGCCAUGAUUGUUGCCCUGGGCGUGGAGUACGACAGAACUGGCUUGUGGGUGUUCGUCGUCCCAUCUGUCUCGGCCUUUCUGGUGAUGGUGUCUUCGUGGAUCUGGCACUGUAAGCUGCAACAGAGCUGCUACCCCAGCAAACAGUACUGGCUGACGUCUCUCCUCCCGGGAGUCUUGCUGGCCGCCUCGGGGCUCAUCUGCUACGCCUUCUUCGAGACCCAUGACAACUACUAUUACGUGCACUCUAUAUGGCAUGCCACUAUGGCCCUUGCUAUCCUUUGUCUGCUACCUCCCCGGAGAGAGAAAGAGGAGCUGUGUGAUGAUGAUGAGGAUGAGGAGCCACUGUCGGAGUGUGAGGCCCAGCCAAUCGUGGCCGAGGUGCACAGCUACUCACCCGUGCCAUGAAUUAUCUCAGACCAGUUUCGUUGUCCUGAUACGUUUUGUCAUUUUCAGUCAUUUUAGAGAGGUUGUUGAUAUGUUUGUUUUAGCUACUCAACCGUGUCAUGAAUUAUUACCUACUCGGAUAAUUUUUGCCCCCCUUGUCAUGGAUUAUUUCAGACCAAUUUAGGUAUCACGAUGUUUUUUCAGUUUCAGUUAUUCUAGGGAGGUUGUUGAUGUGUUCUUUUCAGCUACUCAUCUGUCAUGAAUUAUCUCGACCAAUUUAGUUAACCUGAUAAUUUUUUGUCCCUUGUCAUGGAUUAUUCUGUUACGUUUCAUCAUUUUCAGUCAUUUUAGGGAGGUUGUUGAUGUGUUUGUUUCAGCUACUCAACUGUGUCAUGAGUUAUCUCGACCAGUUUAGUUAACCCGAUAUAUCUUGCCAUUUUCAGUCAUUAUAGUUAGGUUGUUAACAUGUCCAUUUUAGUCACUUACUUACCCAUGCCAUGAAUUAUAUCAGACCAAUUUAGUUGUCCCGAUAUUUAUUGUCUCUGUUUUAGUCAUUUUAGUGAGUUCGUUGAUGUGUCUGUUUUAGUGUGUGUUUUAUAUUGUAUCCGGAGAACAUAUGUUUCUUUUAUGAGUGCUUGCUUUUGUGUUGUCUGAUAUUGAGUCAGUAUUAUUCAUUAUUUAUUUUACACAAGGUGAGGUGAAUAUGGUUUAUACUCUUCAGCUUUAAAUAUGAUCUUGUGUUGAUUCUCUUUGUGCAUUUUUUGUGGGCACGAUUUCUUGUAAGCUUCAUGUGGGCAAAAAUUUCAGAGUUGCAAACGCUUGUAUAAACCCAGAACUAAAACUUUUGGGAUACAUCUGUGUGCUGUACAAGGUUCAGGAUCUUUCUCUCACUUAGGGUUAUUUUUUCCCAGAUAUGAUUUUGUCUAUUUUUAUACUUUACGACAAAAAAAAGAUAUAUAAAUAAUUAUCAUUCACAUCAUCAUUUUGCUCUACAAUGUAUAUCAACAUCACUAUCACCUUCAUUAUCAUCAUCGUCACUGUCAUUAAGGAUGUAUAGUGUCCUUUAGAAGCCGAGUGAAGAGUAAAAAAAGAUGUGUAACCAUUUCGACAAGUGUUACGAGGAAGGAAAGUUCAGGGGAGUACAGCACCUUACAUCCGCUACCUGUCUAGUAUAGCAGCCAUGUCCUUCUUACCAUCUGUGUCAUGCAGUGGAGUGUAGAAUCCCCAUCUUUCAGUCUUAUCAAUGUAUAGUGAUAAUAAUAAGGAUGAUGAUAUACUGCACCAUCAUUAUAUUGUCAGAAAGCAAAGAUACAACCCUGAUUUUCGUGUCCGAGGGAAAGAGGCGCGAAGACUUGCCAGAACAGUCUCAGGGAACCCAACCAUUGGCCUCUGCUGUCAGCCAAUAUACCCAAUGACAUAUACACGGUCAGGCAACCAUAUCGCCCAGCCCCAGUGUCCUGUGUUGAAGGAGAUGUGUCCCUUUCAGUUGCCUCGUAUUACAAACAGUGGGAUGCAGAGACAUAAAGAUAAUGAAAAUAGCAAUCUUUUAUUAUUAUUGCUGCUAUUAUUGUAUUUGCCACUAUUACUCCUAUUAACGUUAUCAUUAGUAAUGCUUAUCACUAUGUUGUCGUACGAGGGAUGUAGGUCCUAUGAAAUGAGAUUGUGGUUAGGAUGUGAAGUGUAUCAAUAGGGUGAGAGAGUUGGAAGUAGCAGGACUGAGUGUGCUGAGAGGGAGUGCCAUAACAGGGAGGGAUGGAGACACUUCUGCCACGGCUACCCCCUGGAGGGAAGCUCUUGUGUGGAAGCAGGGUGUCGGAGAUAUAGAUAGAGAUAGGGGUUAGGCUCUUGUCCCCCCUUCAGCUAUUAUAAGCCUAGAACACUCAUCAGAAUGGUUACAUGGACUUUUUAACACUCCUCCUUUUUUACACCUACUCUGCGGGAUAUCUAAUCUGGUUAUCGUUAUUAUUAUUUAUUGUUAUUAUUUCCUAGUUAUAAUUAUCAUCAUCAUUGACUCCACUUCAUACAGAGGCACAGUGGGGAGGCCAUUUUGACGAGUAUUUACGAGGCACGGUCUAGUCCUAACCUCUCCUUUCUUUGCCCCAUCUCUGCAAUAGGCUCCCAGCAGUCAAAAAGUUGUAAAGGUUAGCUGACUGGCUUUACUUUCACAGAUAGUGCAUAACAAAUGACCAUCUUGACCUAAAGUAGCGAUUCCACACUGUGAACUGUACAAGACAUGAGGCAUUGUUUUUUAUACACAGGAGUAACUUUGGUUUCCCCAUUGUUCAUUCCAAAACUCCAUCCAAGACUUGACUGAACAGCAAGAGGAAUUAAGUAGCUUAUGGGAUAUCUUACGACUCAAGCCUGGCUUCUCAUCAGGAGCGAGUGUUGUGUAUGCUGUAGUACAAAUACUAGGGAACAUGUCAGUGUGUCACUCUGUAGCAUCACAGUCGUAGCACUCAACAGUUUUUAAAAAGAAAUAUGGUCAAAGUCUCAUGUUUUCAUCCUCCAUAGCUGGUCUAGUUCUAGUAGGCCACAAGGAAGAGGGAAUAUUAUAAUGUACUUUCAUACUAUAUUUUAUUGUCAUAAUAGUAAACAAUUUAGGAAUAUUCCAAAAAACAUUAUUUCCACUUGAGAGGUAGGUGAACAAGUGGCUGCUGGAACAGCAGUAUAUAUUAAGAGAAUCAUUUUCUAUGAUUACACACAGCAGCCAUUGUAGGCACAGGCUUGAAGUGGUGAUGUGUUUUAUAAAAGGGUAUUUUUUGUGUGGUUUCAUCAGAAUGAUCAGGUUGUUAUGGCUCUGGAGCUUUUCAACCCAAUGGUCCUUCGUGAUGACUGCCUACCAGUUCAUCUUGGGUUUUAACUGGUCCAUGUGAGGAUCAGACCUGUGAUUUACUGAUGUCCUGACUUAUGUUUGUGUGCUUUAUGUUAUUUAAUUUCUUUGGAGUUGUCAUGUACAUGUGUAAAUCUGAGCAUAUGCAUAGAAUAUCUAAUUGAACUGAAUGAUUGUUUAAUCUAGCACCAUGGGCUGUCUUCCUGUCAUAUAUGCUGUCUCAUUAGUAAUAGAUGUACUGAUUCUGCCUCUGUUGUGAUGCCUCAUGUGGUGCUGCAGUACAGGCAGUCUUACUAUCAUACAUGCUAUCACUGUU